Caenorhabditis remanei is the source of this 1968-nucleotide messenger RNA. RefSeq lists its product as uncharacterized. Gene Ontology annotation, molecular function: protein binding. NCBI's taxonomy places the organism in Eukaryota, Metazoa, Nematoda, Chromadorea, Rhabditida, Rhabditidae. The transcript is spliced from 9 exons. The record is from RefSeq and is a predicted model, not a curated record. Bases 1 to 1968 code for a protein of 655 amino acids.
AUGGUUACAGGCAUGAAACGCUCGAAUAACAAUGAAAACGCUUCUUCAUCCCGAAAAAUUCGGAAAACAUGUGAAAAUGCUGAUGCCCCGUCUACAUCCAGACAGUCCUAUACAUCGAGUCAGGAAAAGAAGAAAAAAGCAGAGAAAGUUGUCAUUGAAGAAAGACAACGCAUCAAUGAAGUUGUUGAAGAUGAUGAGCUGGUUGUUCUGGAAGAAAACAUUGAGAUUGAGUUAAUCUCUCGCACCUGGAGAACACGAGCAUAUGCAUGUUUCCCGGCGCCAAAAAUCAAAAUGAUAAAAAGAAACUGGAAUGAGUUCACAGCAAAAUCCAAAAAUGUCAACUUCUCAAAAUUGUCCUCUCUGGAGCCACAUUAUUGGGAUAUUAUAAGGGAGUACAGGAACUGCCAUCCCGCUAAAAGUGUCGAAAAAAACAGUGCGAUGCAAAAAAAGUACUUGAGGAUGACAAUCGACGAAAGACUCGAAUUCUGGAAAAACCAAGCACAACGAAUCUGGUGGCACGCAGAGGACAGGCUGCUGUUCGAUGAAUCCAUUCGACAGAAAAGGAAAAUUGAGUUUUGCAAGGACUUGAAAAAAUAUUUCAAGAUGAACAGCGAGACCCCAUCACAAAACGUCGAAAGAUGUCACCAUCUCGCUGUAAAAUUUUUGGAAUUCAACAAGAAGAAAUUUGUGGAGAAUGAUAAAAGCCUGACUCCUCGUGCACUGCCAGAAGAAUUCGAAAUGUUUUACCUCUCCAAACUGGCAUACCAUCCGCCAAGAGACAGAAUGCGGAUAACAGAAAAUUUGAGCAAUACAGAUUUAGGCUCUGAUGGAAUGAAGAUACCAGUUUACUCUGAUUGCGCCGAAACGGACCAUAGAGAGGUGCACAUUCCGGAGUCGUUGUGUUACGACUACAUAAGUGCGAACGUCAUCGAUAGAGCGAGUGAGCCGAAACUGGAGGAAGCGAUCGGGAUGGCGGAGCAAGAAAAAAACAAAAUAAUAUGCUCCUGCUGUAAAAGUGAAAAUGGUCCAGUCAAUUGUUUUAACAACCCAGAUUGCCGAUGCUCCAUGGUGAAUCAGCGAUUAGAGAGUUUGCAAGGGAACGAUGGUCGGACGUCAUUCACCUCCUUCAAGCCGGUCAACUUCCGAACUGGCUCUGCAGCAUUCUACCGAUAUGCCGCAUUUGCAUGUUCGGAGGAGUGUGCCUGCAAAGGAAGGUGCAACAACAAUGUACUGUUCACUCUGCAAAAAAAUCUUUUCCAACUCGAAGUCUUUCGGGCAGACAUCGCCACUGGUUUUGAAGUUCGGACACUCAACUACAUUCCUGCUGGAACACCCGUGAUGGAGUUCAGAGGAGAGAUCAUGAAUUCUGACCGGCUCGAGGAAAACCUGAAGGACUACAGUAUGCAGCUGACGGAUCCCGCGGAAGACCGCAAAGCCCUGCAUCCAAUCAUCGAGUCGUUGAACUUCACUCCGGAAUAUCUGAAAGUGUUGAAAAUGAUAAACAAAAAGGAGUGGCACAUCGACUGCAAAUGGCAAGGAAAUGUGGGCAGACACCUGAACCACUCGUGUAUUCCAAAUUUGGAGCCAUUCCGGGUGUACCAGAAGAACUUCACCCCUGGCCACGUCUCAUUGGUCCUCUUCUCAGUGAAAUCGAUCAUGCCAGGAGAGAGACUGACCAUCGACUACGGGCCCAACUACAAAGGGCUUCGAGAAGGAUGGUGUGCAUGUGGGACGUUCGCUUGUAGAAAUGGAAUGGACUUCCACAUUUUCAACAAACUCAAUUAUGCCACUAUCAGAAGGUGUUUCGAAGAAAUAAUGCAACGGGAAAAUGAGGAUUACGACAAGCUGAUCGAACAUUGGGAUGAAAAUUACUACCGUCAUGUAGAACUCGUGCUCCAACUACGAGAUGACCGAUUACUUUAUAAAUAUGGCAAUGAUGACUACCCAUUACCAGAGCAGUUGAUGUGA